CACCUGCAACAGACGGGAAUUCCACCUGAAUCACAAGAUAAAGUUUCAGUUCUUGAUUCUGGACCAGAAAUGGCUGAACCUCAGGUGGUUGUUGCUCCUGUGGUAACAUCAAAGUUGUCUGCUAAAGCACCUGAGUUUUAUCCAUCAGGAUACAUCCAGAACUUCAAUCAGAACUUCACAGAUUCUUCCUUUGAAGACAGAUACGAUGGCUAUCUGACUUUGGCAGAAUACGUACAAGACUUCCUAAAUCACCUCACUGAGCAACCAGGUUGUUUCGAAACUGAAAUAGAACAGUUUGCUGAAACACUGAAUGGCUGGGUCACUGCAGAUGAAGCUUUACAAGAACUUGUUGAACUCAUCUAUCAGCAGGCCACAUCUGUCCCAAAUUUUUCCUACAUGGGAGCACGGUUGUGUAACUAUCUAUCUCACCAUCUAACCAUUAGUCCACAAAGUGGGAACUUCCGGCAGUUGUUACUUCAAAGGUGUCGAACAGAAUAUGAAAACAGAGAUGAAGCUACAAAAGGAGAUGAGACUACUCGAAAACAAUUUCAUGCCUUUGUGCUGUUCUUAGCUGAACUCUACCUUAACCUAGAGAUUAAAGGAACAAAGGGACAGGUAAUGCGAGCAGAAAUUCUUCAAGAAGGCCUUCGGGAAUUACUAAAUGCGCUUUUCUCUAAUCCCGUGGACAGUAAUUUGAUAUGUGCAGUGAAACUGCUGAAGUUGACAGGCUCAGUUUUAGAAGAUGCCUGGAAAGAAAAAGGAAAGAAUGAUAUGGAGGAAAUCAUUCAGAGAAUUGAAAAUGUUGUGUUGGAUGCAAACUGUAGCAGAGAUGUGAAACAUAUGCUACUGAAACUAGUAGAACUGCGAUCAAGUAACUGGGGUAGGGUUCAUGGAACUUCUUCACAUACAGAAGCUACCCCUGAAAAUGACCCAAACUAUUUUAUGAAUGAGCCAACAUUUUACACUUCCGAUGGCGUUCCUUUCACUGCAGCAGAUCCAGAUUACCAAGAAAAAUACCAAGAGCUGCUUGAAAGAGAAGAUUUGUUUCCAGAUUAUGAAGAAAAUGGAACAGAUUUAUCAGGACCUGGAGAUCCGUAUUUUGAUGACAUUGAUGAUGGGAUGGAUCCAGAAAUUGAAGAAGCAUAUGAAAAGUUCUGUCUAGAAUCAGAACAUAAGAGAAAACAGUAAGAUGUUACACAAUAAUGUUAGUUUAUUAAGCCAGUUUGGGUAUGGUUAGAAUACAGGGGGACACAACACAUUUGUACCAAAAUAAUGAAUUUGAGUUAGAUUUCUAAGUACUAAAGUUAUACAAUUUCAAUUUUGUUUAACAGAAUCUGCCAAAAAUUGUAAACUUAUGCCCUGUAACUUAAAAUUUUGUGUAUAUAUCAUAGUUUAUGUACAGGUAUAUGAACAAUGUUUUGGCUGCAAUAAAAACUAUUUAAAAGUUAUCAUAAUUGAAAUUAAAAUUUAAUGGGAAACUGUCCCAAUAAA
Molecule: messenger RNA, 1491 nt
Organism: Antrostomus carolinensis (chuck-will's-widow)
Lineage: Eukaryota; Metazoa; Chordata; Aves; Caprimulgiformes; Caprimulgidae
Gene: PAIP1
Product: poly(A) binding protein interacting protein 1
Exons: 10
Coding region: 70-1188 (372 amino acids)
Biological process (GO): regulation of translational initiation
Molecular function (GO): protein binding; RNA binding; translation activator activity
Source: RefSeq, a predicted model, not a curated record